AUGAGCAGCCCACGACGAAAGCGCCACAUCCACCUUGACGACGCCAACAACAGUAGUGAUGAUGAUCGAAAGCCACCGGCAAAGAAGAAGAAGAAAUCGUCCAAGAAGAGUAGUAAUGGCCAGCAACAACAAGAUUUGCCCGAUUUCUUUUCGGUGGAUCUCGUCGCGACCAAAAUCUUUAGUUUCCUCGACACCAAGGAGCUGUAUGCCAUGAGCAAAACGUCCAAGUACGUGCGGUGCUUGAUCCGCCACGAGCACGUGGUGCGUUCCGCUCUGAUGCAUGGUGGACACGCGCAGCAGUCCAUGACCAACUUGGUCGAGUUGGUCCGGCAUUGCAGCAUUUGGACUCCGACCGCCUUGCGUCUUUUGCGAUUGUGCAAUGGCAGACGCUGUGAACAUUGCAAUGCCGCUCGCGUCAAUUGCGUCAAUAAGGAUUAUGGCUUGUUCUUGUGCUGGAACAACUGCAUCACGUCCAACCAUUUCUCGAAAAAAGUGGGCAUGAACAAAAAGUGGAAGCCCCUGGUAACUCAUGAUCGUUGUGCCGCAGCCACGUAUUCGUCCACUGCGUUCAUCUUCUUGCAUCCAUUCAAGGACAGUUGUGGAGAUCCGGCCGGUCCUUUGAUUACCAAGGUUACAAUGGACAAGGUACUGGCCAAGAAAACGACAUUGGACAAGGAAUUGGAAAAGUUGGACCAGCAACGGCAUGAACAUGCGGCAAGACAUGCCGAAGAAAUCAUUGCAACGUUUGAAAAUUCCCAGCAAGAAGCUCGCGACAGAAAGACGGAAAAGGAAAAGGCCAAAGAAGAAGCGAGGGGCAACGCCAUUGAACGAAAGCGAGAAAACGUCAAGCAGUUCUUGUCCAAGCUGGAGGCCGUCGUGGAUGACAAUGCACCAUGGAAGCAAUUUGCUUUGGAGCAUAAAGAGACAACGGUUUACACUAGCGCCUGCAACACGGUCCAGAUGAAGUGCAGCUUCACCCACGAAGUCGUCAAGGACUGUCUCAAGGCUCCUAGCAAGGCCACAAAGAAAAAGAUCCAAGGCAUGAAACAACAGCUGGAAGAGGGGUUCAAUUUUAUCUGGGAAAACUGUCUACACAACUUUGAAUUCAUGCCAGAAACUAAUGAAUUUGAAAAGACAAUGAAAGCUUACUGUGGCAGAGAAUUUUACGACAUGAUGCACAUCCAAAGUAUCACAGCAUCCGAUGUCGCGAAACUCAAAACGCUACUCCAAAAUGGUUCCGACCCUAUUCCCACAUUGCUCCCGUCACUGCCUCGCUGCGUCGAACGUGCCGUGACAGACAGGCUUUUGGCGACGGUUGUUGCUGAGGGCAUUGCUGAAAGGAAAAAUUCAGUUUUCUUGAGGGCUCAUGCUCUGCAUUUGUGGCGAUCACUCCGCAAGACGACCGAUCUCGCUCCCCACAAUAGGCUCAACGCUUGCUUGAACAAGUUUCCCAAAAUGGCAAAGGAAUGGAUCCAAUUCAAGGAACCCCCCGAUUCCAAGGCUUGUCUGGACGCCCUUUCUCUAUCGGCAUUCUUUCCUCGAAAAGGGUGA
Messenger RNA from Seminavis robusta, 1551 nucleotides. NCBI's taxonomy places the organism in Eukaryota, Bacillariophyta, Bacillariophyceae, Naviculales, Naviculaceae. The record is from the annotation of a GenBank genome assembly.